AAACUAACUUUUGUCAAUUUCUCCACAUAACAGUUCGCUGUCUGACUGACAACUCGGAAAACCAAUGACAGGAUGUAAAAGUCUGUGUACACCGCCGUUACCAUAGUGACAGACCGACAUUCCAAAGGAGUGGAAAUCGGGGGGCGGGAGAGCAGUUUAAGCACGGGGAACUCAGCCUGUGAUUUUGGAGAGACAGAAUAACACCGGGAUGGGAAUACUACAGUAGCGAGCCUGUGCCAACUGAGGAAAAUCUCCCACCCCUGUGCUGCAUUUCGAAACCGCUACUCAUCUUUUAAUAGCAGCUUGACAGCAGGGCAGUUUGACACUAGACAGACGUUGGACGUGCCCCUGCGUACCCACUUGAUCAGAGCCUCGGGAUGUGUAAUGACUGAUUGAAACUCACUGAAUCCAAUGGACAAGAAGAAGUUCUCCGGCACAAUGUUCAGGCAAGUGGAUGCCUCGUCUAAAAGACGCCCGAGUGGUGGAAGCGGGCCGCCUCAGCCUCCCCCGGCGUCCUCCUCAAUCCAGCCGGGUCGAAUCCGGGCUGUGGAGGUGGCGAGAGGAAGAACGGGGUACGGCUUCACCCUGUCAGGCCAAGGCCCGUGCGUCCUUAGCUGCGUCCUAAAAGGCAGCCCUGCCGACUAUGUGGGCCUGCGUUCAGGAGACCACAUUCUGUCCGUCAAUGACAUUAAUGUCUCCAAGGCGUCGCAUGAAGACGUGGUCAAACUGAUUGGACGCUGCUCUGGCGUCUUGAAGCUGGUCAUCGCUGAGGGAGAACGUCACAGGCGGCACCACCACCAUCAACGCACAACUUUAAGUCGGCACCAGAGCAGCAACGCGAUGGCGGCGUCGUACCUGGACUCGUGCUCGAGUGACGAUGAGUUGGAUGGUUUCUAUGACAACGGUGUUAACAACAACAAUAACAGCAGGCCAGGCUGUGGAGCCCGUGGGGGGUGGUCCAAACCCAAACUGGACUCUAAGCAGCUGGGCAUCAACAGGGCAGAGAAGGUUGUGGCAGAGCUGCAGUCUGGGGGAAUUUUCAACAUGAUCUUUGAGAACUCCAGCCAGUCCUCCAGCAGCUCAGACAAGGACAGACCCGGGCCCAGCUCAUCAUCAAAGCCACGUCCGCGGUCCAACCCAGAGUUCCCUCCGUACCGCAACGCCUCCUGUUCCCAGAGCAACCCCAACCUGCUCUCUGAGGAGGAGAUGGCCCAAGUUCUGAAUGACGACUCGGUCUUCCUGGACGCAGACGUCCGUCAUCUCCACCUACAACAGCAACAGCAGGACCUAGAUGUGGGCGAUGGGGGCGACUUGGGCCUCGAGCACAGCGAGGGCAUCCUCAACGUGGGCAUGAUUGUUGGCUAUCUGGGCUCCAUCGAGCUGGCUUCCAUCGGGACGAGCUUAGAGAGCGACAGCCUGCAGGCCAUCAGAUGCAGCAUGAGGCGCCUCCGGGCCGAGCAAAAGAUCCACUCGUUGGUUCUAAUGAAGGUGAUGCACGACAGCGUGCGUCUUUGCAGUGACAGAGGUCAGGUUCUGGCCACCUAUCCUGCGGAGAAACUAGCCUUCAGCGCCUGUUGUCCUGAUGACCGGCGAUUCUUUGGACUCGUCACGAUGCAGGCCACCGACGACCACGACGACCGCCACUUCAGCAAUGGUCGAGAUGAAGAGGGCAGUUUGAGGACUUCCUGUCACGUGUUCAUUGUGGACCCAGAUCUCUGUCCCCACCAGGUCCACUUAGGUGUGGCGAGGAGGUUUGGCUUUGAGUGCACCCCGGACCCAGACACAGGAGACUGCCUGGAGUUCCCUCCCAGUUCUCAACCUCUCCUCCAGUUUGUGUCCAUCCUCUACCGGGACAUGGGGGACAACAUAGAGGGGGUGCGUGCCCGGGCCUUCCACGACCCGGACAACGACGCCCAGCAGAACCACAGCACCAGCAGCAACAGCGACAGCGGGAUCGGCAACUUCUUACCAGAAGAGAAAAGCAACAGAGUGCUUUUAGUAGAUAUCGGGGGUCCUCCGAACCACAACCACGUCUCUGGGCCACGCCACUGGGACAGCCCGCCUUCGUCCCAGCAGGCCUGGAGCCCCACCCUCGGGGCCGCGGCCCCUCACCCAACUCCCCCUCCUCUGCCAGCUCUUAGGAAUGGCCACUACCGUCACGAGCCGCACCUGGCGGACCUCCCUCACCCCGACGUCCCCGGCAGGCACUCUCGAGGAGUCCACGCACACCACUACUCACCGGGCAAACGGGGAGGAGCUGUGGGGGGAGGAGAAAAGAGAGGGGGCGGCGGAGCAGGCGCAGGGGUGGAGCCGCAGCGGUGGCUUCCAGUCCAUGUGCUGAGGGACUGGCGUCAGCAGCACCACCAGAACCACCUCCAGGGCCUGAGCAGCGACCAGGAGUCCUACGCCGAAUCCACCGACGGAUGGUCAUCGGCCAACUGCAGCACCCUGCCUCCACCCAUGAGUAAGAUCCCGGCCGACCGCUACCGGGCCCCACUGGCCCCAGGGGACCACCUGCCACCACCACCACCGCCUCCACAUCCCCACUCCCACGCCCACCGGCUGGCCGUCCAGAAAGAUGAAUGGGCGAAGAAGCUGUUCGGUGCCGGGGAGCGAGCUGGAGCACAAAGAGGAGAGCGAGAGAAGAAACGAGGGAACGCCAGAGAGGGAGAGAAAAAGGGUGGACGGUUCAGAGGUCUGACUAUGGGCUUUCCUCCUCUCCCCCAGCGCUCCCCAGCCAGACGCUCCUUUGGACGCUCCAAACGUCUCAGCCUGGCCCGCUCCCUGGAUGACCUGCAGUCCACCGCAGUCUCCGAUGGAGAACUCAACAGCGGGGAGCUGCAGGGCUGCAGCAGCGACAACAGUCUGAACAGCAAUGCCAGCCUGCCCAGCGUUCAGAGCCACCGGCGCCACACCGAGAGGAGAGUGGCCAGCUGGGCCGUCUGCUUCGAGAGGCUGCUGCAGGACCCGGUGGGAGUCCGCUACUUCUCGGAGUUCCUCAAGAAGGAGUUCAGUGAGGAGAACAUCCUGUUCUGGCAGGCCUGUGAGUUCUUCAGCCAAGUCCCUGAGAAUGACAAGAAGCAGCUCUCUCAGCGUGCCAGGGAGAUCUACAACAGUUUCCUGUCCAGCAAGGCCACAACGCCGGUCAACAUAGACAGUCAAGCUCAGCUCGCCGACGACAUACUCAACGCACCCCGACCCGACAUGUUUAAGGAGCAGCAACUGCAGAUCUUCAACCUGAUGAAGUUCGACAGCUACACUCGGUUCCUCAAGUCUCUGCUGUACCAGGAGUGCAUGCUGGCAGAGGUGGAGGGUAGGCCACUGCCUGACCCUUACCACAUCCCCAGCAGCCCCACCUCCAAACACAGCACCACUGGCUCUGACCGCUCCAAUCUCUCCACUCCCAAGAAGGAGGACAAAAAGAGCAAGUCGGGCAGGUCUUUAAAUGACGACAGUCGGGAGGACUCGGGGGAUCGGAGGAAAGGCAUGUUUUUCUCCUGGUCUCGCAACAGGAGCUUUGGGAAAGGCCCGAAGAAACGAGAACUGACCGACUUCAACUACAAUUUCUCUGGCAGCAACGGUCGCCGUGAAUCCCAGGGUUCGUUGUCUUCAGGCGCCAGUCUGGAGCUGGGGACGUCCGGGUUAGGGAAGAAUGAGGGUGACGUUUCUCGUGGCGCAGUACCGGUGUCCACAGAGUGCGGAGGGGGCAGCGCCCCCUUGAGGCAGUGUAACAUCAGUUUGCCGGAUGGCUCAUGCUGCUCUGUGCCUCUGAGGGCCGGAGUGUCCAUCAGGGACCUGCUGCUGGGCCUCUGUGAGAAGCUCCGCAUCAACCUGGCAGCUAUAGAUCUAUUCCUGGUUGGUGGGGAGAAGCCACUUGUUUUAGAUCAAGACUGUAUGACAUUGUGCUCUCGUGACCUCCGACUAGAGAAACGCACUCUCUUCAGACUUGACUUAGUCCCUAUUAACCGCUCGGUGGGCUUAAAAGCAAAGCCCACAAAGCCGGUGACCGAGGUCCUGAGGCCUGUGGUGGCCAAAUACGGCCUGCACCUCGCUGACUUGGUGGCGCGCAUUAGCGGGGAGUUCGAGCCAUUAGAUCUAGGUCUUCCCAUAUCUAACCUGGAUGGGCUGCGAGUGGUAUUAGAUAUUGCAGAAAACGCUCCUGGAAAAGACAAAAUGAAAACAGCUCCUUCUAAGGGCAUCGCCCCGGCCUCGACGGGCAGAAACCAAUCGACAACAGGGGAGAACAGGCCGUCAGGGAAAGCCGGUUCAGACCACCCCCAUGGGGAGAACGGCAAGACCGGGCCCAGCCCCGGCGCAAGCAGCAAGCCUUUACCCAACCACUCUGUCUCUCUCCAUAAGGCUCCGGAGAAAAGAAAGCAGAAAAAGAUUAAUAUAGAUGAAGCUGAAGAGUUCUUCGACCUAAUAUCCAAAGCUCAGAGCAACCGAGCGGAUGACCAGCGGGGCCUGCUAAACAAAAGCAACCUGCAGCUCCCAGACUUUCUGCGCCUGUCGCCAGUGGCGACCAACCGGGCUGUACCUCCUCCCUACGUCGCUGAGCCCAGUUGCUCCACCCCUUAUUCCGGUAACCCCAACCAUGGCAGCUUCCCUAGCAGCGGCCGCCAGAGCAAUAAGGUGAACAUCAAUGACAGGGGAGGCGGCACCUAUUUGCUGAAUGCCAGCCAUCAGUCCCAGAGCUUGGACUCUGCCUUGGGAGCUGAGAAGGGAGGGGCGAGGAAAGCCGGACCCCCUCCUCCGUUCCCUGGCACCGUCUCCCCCAUCCACCCGACCCAGGGUGCCCAGCGUGGUCUCCUUCAGGACUCUUGCAGGGGAGAGUCGAUCCAGAUGUUGGAGGAGGACACGCUGUCUGAUCUGACUCUUGUGGGAGAAGGGGACAUAGACAGCCCCAGCCUCAACUACGUCACUCCCUCAGCCCUACAGUGCAAAUCCCACCCCCACUCCCAGCCCCGAACCCAACUACAAGCACAGGGCGGUCCGCCUAGCUCAGGUACUUUCCCUGUGUGAACUCUGCACCUCUUCCUUCAUCUGACUGUAAGCUGGACUGGAGACGCAAUAAAGUCAGUUUGAAGUUCCUUGUUGGUCACAGUCGGCCCAGAAUGCAUCCACAUCUCCUCCUUUAGUUUCACCAACCACUCUAUGCUGACCGAUUCAAAUUACAGAGCACUUCAUUUCAGAAGUGUAAACUCUACAGUAAUAAAGGUAACCCGGAUGAGUUCUCGUCACGUGUCGCAGAAAUUAGUGUUAAUUUAGUCAGAAAAUGGAACAUAGUGAUACACGCACUGUCUUCAACAGUCAAGGCGGCCUUUAUGUAAACUAGGUCAGACACAUAAAGAGAGGAACUGAAUGGAUGCAUUAGGCUUGAACAGAACUUGUCCAGACAUUUCCCUGUGUGGUUUGUAUCUGUGUGAAGGUUUGAGCGCUGUGUAAUUACUUCCUAGAGGCGUUAGCUCAUCGACCAGUGCCAACUCCCCCUCUCCGCCCCCCCCCCCCCCCCUCCAGUGUACAGAAUCUAACCAAGCACUUUAGCCAAUUACAAACUUGACACAUCUUUACAGAUCUAAAAGUUUUUUUUUUCAUAUUACUUUAACCUUCCACAGUACAGGUGUUUAAUCUGUUCAUUUAUGUAUUCGCUAACAAUCCCUAACUAAUCCACGGUGGUAUUGACCCAUACACAUAUUUUUUACAACUUCUUACAUGCUUUUGAGCACACUGCAUGCCAACGCCGUGGGUCAGACACCAUAGAUACAAACAUAUGCUGCAGUAGCUCCAACGCACACAUUUGCUCAGCUGUUGCUUUGUCGACUUGAUCACAGUACGUGCUGUGUUUCCACCACUGUUCCCUCACCUCAGGCAUUUCUCGUGUCACCCAUGGAAUCAGAGUGCAGCGCACACAGGCAAACUCGCUCUUCGGCAAAAUGAUCCAGGAUUGUCUGUUUUUCCCUUCUUUGGCUCAGCUUUUCCACGUUGCGCUGCGUCACGCGGCAUCACCGGUCUUUUUGUUCAAUUCCUUCCCUGUUCAAGAAAUUCAACAGUGUUCUGAACCGUCUUUCCUUGCAAGGAUAAAUUGGACCAGCAGUGUCAAACCGUUUCACUUUUUAAAGGUUUCCCUCCUACUUCAUCAAGAAGACAUUAAUUUAUCCCUCAUCCUUUUCAUUUUUACAAUCUUAUCAGUUAGAAGGAUUGAUUUGUAUAUAGUCAACUUUGUGAAAACCCUGUCUUGCUGUAGUCAUCGUUGAGUUACAAUAUAGACAUGCUGAUUCUUCAGUUGUGCCACAAUGGAAAUCAAUUAUCCUCUCUUCUCAUCAGUUGACUGUACUGUCUGUAAAUAGAUCAAAUAAAUGUUUUAAAGAAGGA
Pungitius pungitius (ninespine stickleback) is the source of this 6372-nucleotide messenger RNA. It is a transcript of the gene rgs12b, whose product is annotated as regulator of G protein signaling 12b. The transcript has 19 exons. Gene Ontology annotation, biological process: regulation of G protein-coupled receptor signaling pathway; signal transduction. Bases 412 to 5022 code for a protein of 1536 amino acids. Gene Ontology annotation, molecular function: GTPase activator activity; protein binding. The record is from RefSeq and is a predicted model, not a curated record. Gene Ontology annotation, cellular component: nucleus; cytoplasm; plasma membrane. NCBI's taxonomy places the organism in Eukaryota, Metazoa, Chordata, Actinopteri, Perciformes, Gasterosteidae.